Messenger RNA from Pteronotus mesoamericanus, 1520 nucleotides. It is a transcript of the gene TRMT13, whose product is annotated as tRNA methyltransferase 13 homolog. The record is from RefSeq and is a predicted model, not a curated record. The coding region runs from base 78 to 1520 and encodes 480 amino acids. Gene Ontology annotation, biological process: tRNA methylation. Lineage: Eukaryota; Metazoa; Chordata; Mammalia; Chiroptera; Mormoopidae. The transcript is spliced from 11 exons.
GCCAUCUUUGAUAAGGGAAGGGGACCCACGGGAUGCUGACAACUUUCUCUCUCUUCACCUGACGCUUGCUUUGCAUUAUGGCGGAUUCUGCGCCGACGCCGCACGGGACUGGCUUCCCAGCCGAGGGCCGGUGCAGUUACUAUGUGGCAAAGAAGAAGAGGUUCUGCAGGAUGGUGGUGGCAGUCGGGAAAAGGUUCUGUGGCGAACACGCAGGUGCCGCGGAGGAAGAAAAUGGUCGGAAGAGAAUCCUAUGCCCUUUAGAUCCGAAACACACAGUGUAUGAAGAUCAGCUAGCAAAGCAUUUGAAAAAAUGUAAUUCAAGAGAGAAGCCAAAACCGGACUUCUUUGUUCAAGAUAUUAACGCAGGCUUAAAGGAUGAAACAGAAAUACCUGAACAAUUAGUUCCAAUUUCUUCUCUCCCUGAAGAGCAGUUGGAAAAUUUAAUUAUGAAAUUGAAAAAAGCAAGUGAAGGUCUGAACUCUACCCUUAAAGAGCAGAUUAUGUCCCAUCCAGCAUUGCAUGAUGCCGUCACCGACCCUAAAAAUGGCGAUUCUGCAACCAAACACCUGAAACAGCAGGCUUCUAUUUUAGGUAACAUUGAAAAAUUAAAGUUACUUGGUCCAAGAAGAUGCUUUGUUGAGUUUGGAGCAGGAAAGGGGAAAUUGUCUCAUUGGGUUGAUAUUGCCUUAAAAGAUGCUGAGAAAGUUCACUUCAUCCUGGUAGAAAAGGUGACCACAAGAUUCAAGGUCGAUGGCAAACACAGAAAGAAAAAUUCAGUGUUUGAGCGCCUUCAGAUUGAUAUUCAACACCUGUGUUUGAACAAGGUUCCCGUGCUCCGCAGAGAAAAGCUGCCCGUGGUGGGAAUUGGAAAGCACCUGUGUGGCGUGGCGACAGAUCUUGCGUUACGAUGUUUGGUUGAAACCUAUGGUGCCCGUUGUGAGGAAAGGAAUGAAGAGCCUUUAGCCAAACGCAUAAAGAAUGAUAAAACAGACCAAGAAAUUAACACUUUGGCCGAGGAAGGAGGUGAAAAAACAGUCCCAGAGAAGUGGAGCCCUGUGGCCGGCAUUGUCAUUGCGCUCUGUUGUCACCACAGGUGUGACUGGAGACACUAUGUGGGCCGAGAGUAUUUCCGGGCCCUCGGCCUUGGGGCCGUUGAGUUCCACUAUUUCCAGCGGAUGAGUAGCUGGGCGACAUGCGGCCUGCGGGACGUGCCCGCGGAGGCCUCGAGGGCCACCCCAAGGAGAGGCGACCUGGGCGAGGACAGCGAGGAGCAUGACAGCGGGGGACACAGGGUCACCGCCGACCCCGCCGAGAGCCUGCCUGGGUUUCUCACUGCUGAAGAGAAGAAGAAAAUAGGGCAGCUGUGUAAACUGCUGAUUGACCGCGGCCGCGUGGAGUACCUGCGGCGGAAGGGCUUCCGCCCCGCGCUGCAGCGCUACACGGAGCCCGCGGUGUCGCCGGAGAACGUGCUGCUGACCGCCCUGCCGGGCGAGCCUUGCCCGGCAGGAGCGACCGCCUAG